AUGGCGGAAAAUGUCGAAAACUUCGUACUUGCUGCCAAUGGUAUGCUCAAAGAAGCUGGCAUCAACAUAACACUCCAGGCAGUCCUCCUUACGACGGCAUCUUGUAUCGCCCCUCUGGUCUUUUUGCUUGUUCUCGCUGCCUUCAAAACACCAAAGCCACUACCUCCGCCAGCCGGUUGCAGGAAACUCAGGCUCCAAGGACGCAGUAACCUGGAGGAUCAGUAUUCUAAGAGAUAUGCCAAGGGCGGUGACCCCACUCCAGAGAAGCCAUGGACGGUCAAGGCACUCUUCGUCUACCCCCUGAAGUCAGGUGCACCCGUCGAGUUGAGCAAGAGCGACAUCGAUCGCACAGGACUGAAAUAUGAUCGCCAGUUCACCCUCGCCCAGCAAGUCACGAGCUUGCCCACGCUAGACGGCAAGGUGACCAGUGAAUGGCACUUUAUGACCCAAAGGAAAUUCCCUCGCCUUGCUAAAGUCGACACUGAGAUCUGGGUUCCGGAUCCUUCCGCAAGAGGCUACAAAGAAGACGGAGAAUGGGUCAAAAGUGAGGGAUGCUUGGUCAUUCGUUUCCCCUUUUCUCCCGACACCGACUUCACGAUCGAGGGUCUGAUCAACUAUGGAAAAAUCAUGUUGGCAAGAUUGAGUCGAAAAUCGGAGCCGAUGCUGGAGUUCAGAGUACCUUUCAACCCUUCGCCGGAGAGGAUCAAGAGCAAGGGAUAUCGGAGCGAAGUUUUGCGUAUCUGGAAAGACAGCCCUACUGCACUCAAUGUUAGCUCGGAGAUUGAUCGCGAAGUCUUCGAGAAGUUGAGAUAUACCCUUGGUGCAGCAAAUCCAAUUGCGCUCUUCAGAAUUGACACGAAUGCGUAUCGGGAAGUACACAAAUGCGCGCCCAAAAAGGAGGAUGUUGGAUUUGAGACGGUCAUUGGAAUGCACGAUUCGUACCCGAUCCAUAUUUUGAAUCUCGCUUCGGUCCACGACGUAGCAUCCAAGCUCCCCAAUCCCUCUUCCGAACUUCCAGAACUCUGGCAAAGGCAUCUUACCCUCCUCGACGCGCUGCGAUUCCGCGCAAACAUUUACAUCACUGGACCUCCUGCCUUUGCCGAAGACGACUGGAAGCAGGCACAAAUUACUUCAUCUGAUUCCACAUCCUCCAUGAACCUGCACAUCUCGUGUCGGACGACCAGGUGCAAGUUGCCUAACGUCGACCCAAAAACUGCUGUAGCCGAUAAGAACGAGCCUCUGACUACGUUGAGGAGUUACAGGGUUAUCGAUGAGGGGUCUAAGAAUGCGUGUCUGGGUAUGCAAGUCACGCCAUUGGAUACAGGAGCCGUCGCGGUGGGUGAUAAGAUUGACGUGUUGGAAAUUGGGAAGCAUCGAUUUGAAGGAGGGGAAGGAAGGAAGGUUGACGGCUGA
Alternaria ethzedia is the source of this 1413-nucleotide messenger RNA. RefSeq lists its product as uncharacterized. Gene Ontology annotation, molecular function: pyridoxal phosphate binding; molybdenum ion binding; catalytic activity. The transcript is spliced from 2 exons. Bases 1 to 1413 code for a protein of 470 amino acids. Lineage: Eukaryota; Fungi; Ascomycota; Dothideomycetes; Pleosporales; Pleosporaceae. The record is from RefSeq and is a predicted model, not a curated record.